AUGGCCCGUCUCGCACUUUCUCAAAAGGACAAGCAAGUCCGAGACUGGUUCGUGGAGACGACAAAGUCGCUUGGAUGCCGAGUCACGAUUGAUAGCAUGGGAAACAUCUUUGCUGUCAGGCCCGGCAAAAGAGUAGAUGUGCCAGCUACAUUUGUAGGAAGUCACUUAGAUACCCAGCCUACCGGUGGACGAUAUGAUGGCAUUCUCGGUGUUUGUGCGGGUAUUGAGAUGCUGAAGGUCCUCGAGGAGAAAGGGAUCGAGACAGAGGGUGGUGUUGGCGUGGUCAACUGGACGAACGAGGAAGGAGCCAGGUUUCCCAAGAGCAUGAUUUCGGCAGGCGUUUGGGCGGAGGGAAUAUCCCUAGAAACUGCUCAUUCGCUCCUAGAGGUGCCAACAGUAGCCUCACUUCCCUCGGCUGCUUCAGCCCCUGAAUCCAUGAAAUCCGCUCUCGAAAAGAUUGGCUACCUGGGUAGUGUCCCUUGUUCCUACAAAUCCUUUCCUAUUGCAGCCCAUUUCGAACUUCAUAUCGAACAGGGGCCUCAUCUCGUCACUGCCGGCCAACAUGUUGGCGUCGUAACUGGGGUCCAGGCAUACCGCUGGUAUCGCAUUAACGUAACAGGAAGAGAUUGUCAUACGGGUAGCACCGCCUUCCAACACCGUGCAGACGCCAUGUACGCCUCUGCAAGGAUGAUGGUACGAGCCCGUGAAGUAGCCGAUAAGCACGGCUGCCUUGCCAGCGUCGGCAUUGUCGAAGUUAAGCCAGGAAGUGUCAACACUGUGCCGGGCUUCGUCAGCUUCAGUCUCGAUAUCCGUGGCCCUGAAAUUGAGGACGUAGACGUCGUCGAUGCUGAGCUACGAAAAGAAUUUGAUAUCAUUGCUGGCGAGGAAGGGAAGGGUAUAGGCAAGCCCUGCCGUGCAGAAUGGCAAUUGGACUUUGAGACUCCUGCGACAAAGUUCCAUCCUGAAUGUAUCGAGUGCGUCACAGAAUCUGCCAAAGCUGUUGUUGCGGAUAAACCAAACCCGGAGACUCUAUAUCGGACUAUACGCAGCGGAGCUGGGCACGACAGCGUCUUCACAAACAAGAGGGUUCCAACCAGUAUGGUCUUCGUACCAUGCAAAGAUGGAGUCAGCCAUCAUCCCGAGGAAUUUUCGUCGGCCGAAGAUUGUGUGAAUGGUGCGUCUGUCAUUCUACAGGCUGUGGUCAGGUAUGAUAGAAAGCGAUUCAAGUAG
Trichophyton benhamiae CBS 112371 is the source of this 1230-nucleotide messenger RNA. RefSeq names its product beta-alanine synthase, putative. The transcript is spliced from 2 exons. The coding region runs from base 1 to 1230 and encodes 409 amino acids. The record is from RefSeq and is a predicted model, not a curated record. Gene Ontology annotation, molecular function: hydrolase activity, acting on carbon-nitrogen (but not peptide) bonds, in linear amidines. Lineage: Eukaryota; Fungi; Ascomycota; Eurotiomycetes; Onygenales; Arthrodermataceae.